Molecule: messenger RNA, 2831 nt
Organism: Vitis riparia (riverbank grape)
Lineage: Eukaryota; Viridiplantae; Streptophyta; Magnoliopsida; Vitales; Vitaceae
Product: serine/threonine-protein kinase D6PK
Biological process (GO): protein phosphorylation
Cellular component (GO): cytoplasm; nucleus; plasma membrane
Molecular function (GO): ATP binding; protein serine/threonine kinase activity
Source: RefSeq, a predicted model, not a curated record
UGAUUGUGAGUGAAGUUAAGGAUUUUGAGAUUUCUUUGACUGGGUUGCUUUCUUUGUUUGAUCUCUGCCAAAGGAGUUUGUGACUCGGGGAAUUUUAGAGUUAUUGAUGUUCAUGCACUACGCAUGGAUUCGAUUCAGCACAAGUGUUCCAUGUAAUGAUACACAGUAAUCAGACAUGGAAAGAAUUCCAGAGUCAAAGAAAACGCUUCCUGGGCAAUUGCCAAUUGUGGGUCUGGUAGCAAAACAACACAUGGCUUUGCUAAGGCAAGAAGUCGGUCGGCCUGAUGCACGGGAUUCUCAAGAUUCAGACUCUUCUCCUGCACCAAUAAGGACGUGGAAAGGAAAGGAUUCUUUACUUGAGCAAGAGGAGUCGAUGCCUGAUGUUGUUAAGGGCAGUAGUGAUUCAUUUGAGGAAGGUGGCCCUAGCUCUUUCUCUGGGGCUAGUCAUCCCCCAGAACCCGUAGAUACAGAUCCGAUGAGAACAGUGUAUGUACCAAUUGGUCAGAAGAAGUCUGAGGGUGGUUGCUUGAUGAAAAGCUUAUCUAUGAAGGGUCCUUUUUUAGAGGAUCUAUCAAUCCGUGUUUCAGUAAAACCAAGCCCAUCUGUUCUUUCACCUGCAGAAAGCUUGGUUGAAGAACCUAAUGAUUUGGGUGCUUUGUCUUCUCCAUUUUCGAUUCCUCGUGCAUCACAAAAUACUGAAAACUCUCUCCUUCCUCCUGAUUCUGAAGAAAAGGAAUGUGUUUGGGAUGCUUCUUUGCCUCCAAGUGGCAAUGUAAGUCCACACAGUAGCAUUGAUAGCACUGGUGUUGUCACAGCCAUGAGCAUUGUCAAUAGCUGUGCCAGUACAUACAGGAGUGAUGCAAUGACAAGUGAUGGCAUGCUUAGUGUGGAGAGGAACUGUGAGAGUACAAAGGGAAGUGUAAGAGGGGAUUCACUUGAGAGUGCAAAAACUAGCAUUAGCCGUGCAAGCGAUAGCAGUGGCCUUAGUGAUGAUAGUAAUUGGAGUAACAUUACUGGUAGUGCUAAUAAGCCACACAAAGGAAAUGAUCCUAGAUGGAAGGCCAUUCUUGCCAUCCGUGCACGAGAUGGUAUUUUGGGUAUGAGUCAUUUUAGGUUGCUCAGACGGCUUGGGUGUGGUGAUAUUGGCAGUGUGUAUCUCUCGGAGUUGAGUGGUACACGCUGUUACUUUGCAAUGAAAGUAAUGGAUAAGGCAUCUCUUGCAAGCCGAAAAAAAUUGACCAGAGCUCAGACAGAAAGAGAGAUUCUGCAGCUACUAGACCAUCCAUUCCUACCAACUCUUUACACUCAUUUUGAGACAGACAGAUUCUCAUGUUUGGUCAUGGAAUUUUGUCCGGGAGGUGAUCUUCACACUCUAAGGCAACGACAACCUGGGAAACAUUUCUCUGAGUAUGCUGCCCGGUUUUAUGCUGCAGAGGUUCUAUUAGCACUUGAGUAUCUCCACAUGCUUGGAGUUGUCUACCGGGAUUUGAAACCAGAAAAUGUUUUAGUCCGUGAUGAUGGCCACAUAAUGCUCUCAGAUUUUGACCUUUCCCUAAGAUGUGCAGUUUCACCCACCCUUAUUAAAACCUCCUCAUUUGAUUCUGACCCCUCCAAACGGGGAACUGGUGGUGCAUUCUGUGUCCAGCCUGCCUGUAUUGAACCCUCAUCAGUAUGCAUCCAGCCAGCAUGUUUUAUUCCCCGGAUCUUUCCCCAGAAGAAUAGUAAGAAAAAAACUAGAAGACCACGAGCUGAGCCUGGGCUGCCUGCCAGUACAUUGCCUGAGCUUGUGGCAGAGCCUACUGCAGCCCGGUCCAUGUCCUUUGUUGGGACCCAUGAAUACCUUGCUCCUGAAAUCAUCAAGGGAGAAGGGCAUGGCAGUGCAGUUGAUUGGUGGACAUUUGGUAUCUUCUUGCAUGAACUACUGUAUGGUAAAACCCCUUUCAAGGGUUCAGGAAACCGGGCUACCCUUUUCAAUGUGGUGGGGCAACAGCUCAGAUUUCCUGAUGCACCAGCGACUAGUUAUGCAAGUCGGGAUCUAAUCCGGGGAUUACUGGUGAAGGAGCCACAGCACAGACUGGGUGUGAAGAGGGGAGCAACUGAGAUAAAGCAGCACCCCUUCUUUGAAGGCGUGAAUUGGGCUCUGAUACGAUGCAGCACGCCGCCAGAGAUUCCAAGACCAGUGGAAACAGAGCUACCAGGAAAGUUUGGGACAGUUGACACUGUUGGGGUCGGGAUCGGCAGCAGUAGUAAGAGGAUGGUAGGGGCAGACAUGAAGUCUGGGGGUAAAUAUCUCGACUUUGAGUUCUUCUAGUCUUUUGAUUUACAGGAUUGUGCUGUGUUGGAAUUAGUAUCAUCAGUUAAUCCUACAAAGAAAAUCAACUUCAAUUUGAAAAUUUAUACCUUCAAAUUCUAGGGCUCUUCUUCUGGAUUUCACAUUGGGUCUGACAUAAAAAAGGGAAAAAAAAAAGGGAAUUAAACCUGAGACCCAAUGUCAUAUGUAGAGAACUCAUUAUCAUUUCAUGACUAGAGUUAAUAUUGUCAACUGAAUUUACAGAGUUUUGUGCCUCAAUCCAUUGUCAUCUGAUGUUGCAAGUUGUGAGUUUUUUAUUGUUAAAAAUUUCAAGGAAAUGUAGAGACAAUGCAAGUCUGAAAAUAUGAUCUCAACUUGCAUUCAACACAUUGUAGGACAUGGCCCCCCAUUCUCACUCACUAUUUUUCUUGAGAAUCAUCUUUGGUAAUGGCAUUCCCACAUUAUUGCAAAGAUGAAUGAAUGAAGAGGGAAUUUUUCCAAGGAAUAGUGGAUAUGACAAGUGACUAUUUGCCUUGUACUA